Messenger RNA from Cebus imitator (Panamanian white-faced capuchin), 3983 nucleotides. RefSeq names its product ankyrin repeat domain 62 (gene ANKRD62). NCBI's taxonomy places the organism in Eukaryota, Metazoa, Chordata, Mammalia, Primates, Cebidae. The record is from RefSeq and is a predicted model, not a curated record. The coding region runs from base 685 to 3141 and encodes 818 amino acids. The transcript has 18 exons.
UUAGUGACAACUUCCUCCUUAGUAGUUGUGUGUAGAUUUCAAUCAUCAGUCAUUGCCUUACAAGGUUUAUUCUUAUUUUUCUCUCUUUCUUGGAAGGAGCUGAAUUAAUAUGAUAAUUUAUUUCAGCUUUUUUAUAAACAAUAUAGAAGUUGCUUGUACUGUUUGCAGUGUCUGCCCAUUUAAAUAAGAUACCACUAAAAACUAAGUUCUCACAUUUUCCCUGUAAGACAUAAUUUAUGCAAAUACACAACAUAUAAUUACAUAUUUAAUUUAUAUUUCUUAAUAAAUUAGUUUUUUCAGUAAUACUCAAAACUCCCUAUGGCUAAGUUUUGUUCUAGGUUAUUUUGGUUAAGAAAAUAAUCUAAUUGAUAUAGUAUUUGUAUAAUAAUGAACUAGUGGCAAAAGAGUAACAUUUUGAGGAUAUCUGUAUCAUCUCUCAUAAUCCUCACCCCAUGAGAACAUGUACAUUAGUAAAUGACAGAUUUAAGGUUUGAAUCUAUUAAUACAUGAGGGACUCUAAAACCUGUAUUAUUUGUGUUAGAUCAUAUAGUACUGGUGAAUAUUAUAAUUAUUUUAUCAAACUUGAUACAUGUCAUUCUCUUAAAGCUAUUGUUUUCUUUUCAGAAUGUUCCGAAACAACACUUAACCAAGCAAAGAACUAUUUCUCAAAAAACAGUCUCCUCAAUGAGGAAUGAUGUGAAAACGUAUGUCACUGUGAGAACAAGAAAUAUAACUUUGUUUGAAGGCAGCAGUUCUGACAGCAAAAAUGAAGAUGGGGAUAAAAUCCAUCCUAAAAUCAUCAAUGUUCAUCCUUGUCGACCUACUCACCCUGGUCUGAAACCUUCCCUCAAUCCUAUUGUGAGCCCUGGUGUUACAAAGGAGGAAGCAACAAAACUACCAACUGGAAAAAAAGAAAACGACAAGAAGUCUGCAUCAGGAUCAGGAGAAGAGGAAGACAUAGGGUCACCCUCGAGGUCUAAGAGUAUCUCGAAGACUGUUCUCCAGAUGCAUGGUGGUCAUUCAUCUGGGCCUGUUGAUCAGCAGAGGAAAAAUGCAGUAAAUGGAAAUGUAGAUGAACAAGACUUAAAAAUAACAUCAGAGGGAGAACAAGAAAAGCUUCAAGAAUGUGAAAAUAUCCAGCAACAGGUUACAGAAAAAAUGAAGACGUGCAGAAAUAAGAAAGUGGAAGUGUCAAGAAACCUAGAUGCCGAUUACAGCGACAGUGAUGAUAAUGAAUUAAUCCAAGAAAGAAGGAGCAGAAAACCUGAUAAUCCUCAAUUCUCCAGGCAGAAGAGUGAAGAGUAUAAUAGGCUUGCAGAGAAAACAUCUAAUAAAGAGAACAAGGUUAAAAGACAUCUAUAUUUCAAGGAUGACCCCGAUGACAUAAUUUGGUCAUCUGAAACAACCUCAGAGGUUGAUGAGUUGCCUUACUCUGAUUAUAAGAAUUUUAUGUUACUCAUUGAACAACAUAGAAUGGAGUGUAAAGAUUUUGUUAGCCUAUUGAAAAUCAAGAAUGCAAUAUCUGCACAUGAAAGACUAAUAGAACAUAAAAUACAUUACUGUGAACAACUUACAGUGAAAUUUAAAAAAAUGAAAAACAAGAUUAGUACACUACAAAAGGAACUAUCUGAGACAGACAAAACCAAAGUACAGUUAGAGCAUCAGAAACUUGAAUGGAAACAAGAGCUCCAUAGUUUAAGAUUAAUCUUACAACAAGAAGAAGAAAGAAGAAACCCUGAAAAGUAUGAAAAAGGUACAGAAAAUUUCAAAAUAAUGGAAGAGCAAUAUUGGACACAAGCUGAAGUGAAAAAACAACUUAAACUGACUCUCAAAUCAUUGGAAAUGGAGUUGAAGACUGUAAGAAAUUAUUUAAAUCAGAGUUCUCAUACUCAUGAAAAAGAAAAAGACCUGUGGCAGAAAAAUCACUUGAUGAAGGAUGAAAUUGCCAGACUCAGGCUAGAAAUAGACACAAUUAAACAUCAGAACCAGGAAAAUGAAAAUACGUAUUUCAAGGAUAGUGAAAUUAUAAAGAAAAAGAAUGAAGACCUUCAAAAGACUCUAAAGCUGAAUGAGGAAACAUUAACAAAAACAAACUGGUAUAAUGAAGAGCUUAAUGUUCUGACAUUGGAUAAGAAUACAGUGCUCAAUUCUGAGCUAGAGAAGGAAAAACAAAGAAAGCAAAGACUGGAAACAGAAAUGGAAUUAUACAGUUGUAGACUGGCUGCUGCUCUAUGUGAUCGUGAUCAAAGUCAGUCUUCAAAAAGAGACCUGCAGCUUGCUUUCCAGAACACAGUAAAUCAGUGGUGUCAUUUACAAGAAAACAUGAAUUCUCAUAUUCAGAUUCUUUCUCAGCAACUUUCUAAAGCUGAGAGUAAAUCCAGUAGCCUGGAAACUGAGCUCAAUUAUGAAAGAGAGGCUCUCAAGGAAAAGACGUUGGCUAUAGAACACAUGCAAGGAGUCAUAAGCCAAACACAGCAUCGAGUGAAGGCCAUUGAACACAUGUACCAAGAUGACCAACAUAUAGUGGAAAAAUAUGUGAGAAAGCAGCAAUCUGUAGAGGAUGGACUAUUUCAGAUACAAAGCCAAAAUUCAUUGCAUCAACAACAACUUAAUGAUGCUCACAAGAAAGCUGACAAUCAGGAAAAAACAAUAAUUAAUAUCCAAGCCAAAUGUGAAGAUACUGUAGAGAAACUUCAAGCUGAGUGUAGAAAGCACUGUAUUAUGCUGGAAGAGAACAACAAGGGGUUGAUAGAGGAAUAUACUCUUUUAAAAGAAAGGCAGUGCCAGUAUGAAAAAGAGAAAGAAGAAGAAGAAGUAGUUGUGAGAAAACUCAAACAAGAACUGAGUGAUGCCCUGAACAAACAAUUACUGUCAGAAGGUAUGCUAGAGGCUUCAUCACAACAUCAAAAUACUUUAGAAGAUGAGACACGAGAUACAAAAAAGAAAUUCGAACAGAUGAAAAGUCAGUUGCAAGAAAUCCAGGAUCAACUCACAGAGACUCUAAGAUAUGAUGAGGAGAUUCCAGACCACGUGCAAAAGCUUAAACUAGAAAAUGCCAUGUUAAAAAUUAGAAGGAAAGAGCGAGUGAACAAAAUUGAGCAGCUUCAGAAAAUUCUGGGGGGAUCCAAGAUGGCCGUUUAGGAACAGCUCGGAGUUGCAGCUCCCAGUGAAAGCGCGGAGGCAGGUGUGCAAGAAAACAUAACUGCAGAAGUACAUGAAGAUUUACUGCAUUUGUGUCAUCUACAUGCCAUGGAAGUCUUAAAAUCAGUUGUCAAUUUCUACAAAAUACCUGCUUGGAUUUGGACUGGGAUUGCAUUAUGUCGUGGGAAAGAGUGAACAUCUUAAUGUUGAGCCUCUCAACCUAUGAAUAAGGGACAUGGAACUUUCUGCCUGUGUUAGUUUGGGGUAUACAUUGAGAGCAUAACACCUUGGAGUGGCCCAUUCCAGUAUCUCUGAAUGCUUCAUAUAGACUCUCUUCACCUGCAGACCCAGUAAGAGAAGAAGCCUCCAGAUAGUCCUGCACCAGGCAAGUCACCAACUACAGAAUUACUACAAUAAUAUCUGAGUGGUUCUAUAACUCACAAACAUAGACAUGGGUCACUUGCAGGUAAUAAAGUUUUAGUAAUCGCAGUGACAUCUCAUCUCACCAGGAAGCAUAUUAUGGGCUCUGAAAACAGGUUACAAUGAGUAUUGAGGCAGUAGGAAUCAUAUUCAUUAGAUUUUAGCUAAAAAUGUUCUUGCAGCAAGGCAAAGUAUUCUUCCUGCACAUGUAGGAAUACCAGACCUGCAGAGAGUAAACACAGUGAGAGGAAAUCUGUGCUGCAUGUCUGUGAACUUCAGUCCCCAGGGAGACACACUGAGCUUGCAUGGCUUCUUUCACCACUGCUACAUUUGUUGUACAGUGUAUUUCAUAUUAGUCUACUACUGAAUUUUACAUUCCAUUGGUCUCUCACUGUGUUUGUGAAUUAACACAACACAAUUUU